Messenger RNA from Kockovaella imperatae, 2979 nucleotides. RefSeq names its product putative trehalose-phosphatase. Gene Ontology annotation, biological process: trehalose biosynthetic process. The record is from RefSeq and is a predicted model, not a curated record. Gene Ontology annotation, molecular function: catalytic activity. The coding region runs from base 1 to 2979 and encodes 992 amino acids. Gene Ontology annotation, cellular component: cytosol; alpha,alpha-trehalose-phosphate synthase complex (UDP-forming). The transcript has 9 exons. NCBI's taxonomy places the organism in Eukaryota, Fungi, Basidiomycota, Tremellomycetes, Tremellales, Cuniculitremaceae.
AUGGACAUCACCGAUUCAACCUUGCCUGAUCCAACCCCGGAACCCUUGCCCAGUCUGGAAGAGAUUCGAGCUCAGGUUUCACGUCUAGAAGCCUCGUUACGUGCAAAAGAUGUCGCUCUCUCAGGUCGGAUCAUCCACGUCUGUCAUCACCUCCCCGUUGAGAUCACACGUGCUGUACCCCAGUCGACACCUAUCUUGGGCGGUUCGACCCACCUACCUUCCGCUGCCGCUGAGUUCAAGCCCGAAGAGCAAGAAGUGACCACCGAGUCCCACGAUGCACAAUGGAGGAUCCAUGCCAGGACAGCUCAUACAGCUAUGAUCUCUGGCAUUCGCAGUCUUUCUCAAACGCAUGAACAGUUCGUCGUCGCCUGGACAGGAGAGGUCUUGCUCCAGACACAAUCAGGUCCAACACCCACCUUGGAUCCUGUACCCACUCUUCCUCACCUCCUUCCUACAGAACAAGGCCAUGCCAACGGUGACCAUGCUGAAAAUGGAGAUUUUAAUGGAUUCAAAACACCUGUCGAGCAACCGCUCAAAGUCUUCAAUGGAGAAUUUAAUGAUGCAGAAAGGCAGGAGAUUGAAAGUGAACUCAACAGAUUCACCGAAGUCGAAGCCGCUGCGGACGAUAGGGGGAAACUGCACUACGUGCCGGUCUUCCUUCCACCUGACGUGUCCAAAGGUCACUAUGAAGGAUUUUGCAAGAAAACCCUCUGGCCGCUCUUCCACUAUCUCCUCUGGCUCGACUCGACUGCCACUGUUCCCUCCCCUGAUCCCCUCUUCAUCCACUACCACCGGGCGAACGCCCUCUUCGCAUCCCGAGUCGCGGAAAUCUACCAACCCGGAGACCUCAUCAUUGUCCACGAUUAUCAUCUCUUGCUCGCCCCCAAAAUGAUCAGAGAGGCGCUUGGAAACUAUCAACAACCUCAUCAGAGCUGGACUCAACACUUUCACAGCCCGUCCCCGGCCAUUGGCAAUGGACAACCCAAGGGGAUGGAUUGGGAGAGCAGUCAGUCCACUCCUAGGUCUCACGACUUCCGAGGUGGACAGAGUUUGGAUAAGCCGGGUGGAUUUUUCGGUCAUGUUGGAUCGGCGUUGGGUCAACAUCUCCGAAAUCCCCAUCAAACGGCAGAGAUCAUGAUUGGAAUGUUCAUGCACACUCCCUGGCCAUCGUCCGAGAUUUUCAGAUGUAUCCCAAAACGCCGCGAGAUCCUCGAUGGAAUGCUCGGAGCCAACGUCAUCUCUUUCCAGACUUACGCCUACUCCCGACACUUUGUCUCGACGUGCAUAAGAGUCUGCGGAUACGAGUCUGCGCAGGGAGGUGUCGAGGCAAACGGAUCCUUCACCGCCGUCACUCACUGCCCGAUCGGCAUUGACAUCAAGCGUGUCUCCCAUGAUCGCGACUCGCCCGGUGUGGCGCCCAAGAUGGAAGCUCUCAAAACGCUCUACAAGGACAAGAAGAUCAUCAUCGGUCGUGAAAAACUGGAUCCUGCCAAGGGAGUCUACAACAAGCUUCAGGCGUUUGAAAAGCUUUUGGAGGUAUAUCCCGAGUGGCGCGGAAAAGUGGUCCUCAUUCAAGUAACCACGCCUGCUCUGUCAGAAACACCUCAGCUUGAGCGAAAGACUGCUGAAUUGGUUAGUCACAUCAACGGCACCUACGGCGGUCUUGAUUUUACCCCAGUCCACCACUAUCACCAAGCGAUUGAACGAGAGGAAUACUUUGCCCUGUUGUCCGUCGCCGAUCUGGCCUUGAUAACCUCUCUUCGAGACGGUAUGAACACGACGUCCAUGGAGUUCAUCCUCUGCCAGGACAAAACGUUCAAGUCGCCUCUCGUCUUGUCCGAAUUUAUGGGCACAGCGACUUCUUUCCAGUCGGCUCUCCAAAUUAACCCUCAUGACUUGCUCGGCGUGGCAGAAGCCAUCGACAAAGCUUUGAGAAUGUCACAGGAGGAGAAGGAGGAACGACACGCUCAGCUCUACAGCAGUAUCUCGGGUUCAACGAGUCAUACUUGGGCUGCGACGAUUCUCACCCAGCUUCUGGAAAACGUUGGAGGAGAUCAUACGGCGCAUCAGACGCCUGCUCUGGAUCUAGGCGUGAUGAAAAAGGCUUACAAGAAGGCCAAGAAGAGGUUGAUGCUGUUUGAUUACGACGGUACCCUUACGCCCAUCGUCAAAGUUCCCUCUCACGCCAUUCCCACUGAGCGUACUCGCCGAGCCAUUUCAGCCGUCGCCGCCGACCCCCGGAACAUCGUCUAUCUCAUUUCUGGACGAGAUGGCGACUUCCUCAUGGAGCAUUGGGGCGAUGUUGAGGGUCUCGGUCUGUCCGCUGAGCACGGAAGUUUCGUUCGCGCCCCUGGGGCCGACGAGUUCUCCAAUAUGACGGAGACUCUGGACAUGAGCUGGAUGAGCGAGGUCGAGGAGAUUUUCAGGUACUACAUGGAGCGUACGACGGGAAGUACGAUUGAAGUCAAGAAAGCUUCCAUUACUUGGCACUAUCGGAAUUCGGAUCCAGACUUUGGCGAGUUCCAGUGUAAACAAGCUCUAGACUUGUUGGAGAGCAGCUUGGCGCCACGCCGACCAGUCGAGGUUCUCGUUGGCAAGAAAAAUCUUGAAGUCCGACCUCUUGCCGUCAACAAGGGAGAGAUCGUGCGGAGAUUGAUGUAUGAGAACCCCGACGCUGAUUUCAUCUUUUGCGCGGGAGAUGACAAGACUGACGAAGACAUGUUCCGAUCGCUUCGGACGGUCUUCCCCCCUGGCGGUUCGGGCCCAGGUCAACCCUUGAUGCUCAAGCCACCUGUCGCUGUGACCUCAAGUCUCGAUCCUGAGGAUGCUGAGCAGCUUCCCGAUGUGGAGCUCCACUUGACUCCCGAGGUUAUCUUUGCAACAACGGUUGGACCACCGGCGAAGAAGACUUUGGCCAGCUGGCAUGUAACAUGUCCGGAGGAAGUGGUUGAGGCUCUUGAAGGGCUGUGCGAGGCGUGA